AUGGUCGGAAGGAUCUUUCUCCUUUGCCUCUCCGUCUCCGUCACGGUGGUCAUCGCCGGUAACCUCCCACCACCAACAUUCACCGAGAAAGGCAAAGCCUUGGCUGAGAAAUUCUGCGAGAAAUCCGAAGACAAAGCGUUCUGCGUUGCGAGCCUAACGUCACGUCCCGAGGCAGCAACCGCAACCGCACCGAAACUCGGCGUGAUCGCGUUGAGCAUCGCGUCUGCAAACGCUUCGGACAUGUCUUUCUACAUCAAAUCGAAACUCAAGGAGAAGAACCUCGAGCCCGCGUUGGAAGACACGCUCGACGAUUGCUCCAAGAGUUACCUAGACGCAGUCGCGCAGCUCGACGAUUCUCUCGCCGCUUUGCUCGCGAAUUCGUACAUCGACGUUGACAUUUGGCUCAACACGGCGAUCACCGACGCAGAGUCGUGUGAAGACGCUUUGAACGAACGUGCUGGUAAUGACGCUGAGCUUGCUCGUAGGAACACAAACUUCUUGAAGCUUUGCAAGGACGCUCUUCUCAUUAACACCAUUUUAACUCCAUAA
Messenger RNA from Microthlaspi erraticum, 549 nucleotides. Lineage: Eukaryota; Viridiplantae; Streptophyta; Magnoliopsida; Brassicales; Brassicaceae. The record is from the annotation of a GenBank genome assembly.